Molecule: messenger RNA, 1260 nt
Organism: Trichophyton benhamiae CBS 112371
Lineage: Eukaryota; Fungi; Ascomycota; Eurotiomycetes; Onygenales; Arthrodermataceae
Product: conserved glutamic acid rich protein
Exons: 3
Coding region: 1-1260 (419 amino acids)
Source: RefSeq, a predicted model, not a curated record
AUGGCUAUCAAGACACGGUUCCACGAAGAUUAUCCAAGGGGGCGAGAUGAGAUUCUAGACAUACGGCAUCGGCGGGGUGGAUUCUCACCCCCGUCUGAUGGGAUUAGAGGAGAAUGGCAUACUAGGCGCCGGCGCCGAGGUAGAGACGAAGAGUAUGAAGAAGAAUUUGAAAUUGAGGUCGACCGGGACAGGCGUACUGGACACCGCAGAUCACCGAGACACUACAGUUGUCCUCGCGAGCCCAGAAGGCCUCCUCCCAGAGUUGUGGAGAGGGAGGACCUUGUGGUUCGGAGGGAGGAAAGUCCUGGAUGGAAGAGGAGGGAGAAAAAUGACUUGAUUGCAAGACGAGAGAAAGAUAUCGAUAUUCAUUUUGAGGGCUCUGUCCACCCCGUUUUGCCUCGGCAUCGACCGUCUCAUGUAUAUGAAGAAGAUAUUUUCGAACACCAGCGAUAUGGUAGAGAUACUGAAGACUCUGGGACAAGAAGACAUAAGAAAAACGAAGAUGAAAGGGCUCUUGAAGUCGACGUGGACAUCCAUGAGGAAUUGGACGAUCGGCAUUAUAGAGGGCGAAAACAUGACCCUUUAGUGCUGAGGCCGCGUGAACUAGUCCCAGCCCAUAUCCGAGAAGAAGAUGAAUACUAUAGCCGGCACGUUGCGGAACGGCCAUUAAACGAAGAGAGAUAUCGAGAUACCUCUCAAGAUUGGUGCAUCAUGGAUGUUCCUUCUGGGACACGACGGGCCGUGGCUGACGGACUCGGAGGCGUCAGUGAAGAAAUGUCAUGGCGUAAAGACAACGGUGUCCGAAGAUCUAGACAUCUUUCUGAUAAGUAUGACAGGGAAGUUCAUGGAACAGUUGCGAAACGGUACGUCGGUGUAAAAGAAAAAUGCGAAGAACUCUGGACAGAGAUCACCAAGGACCUUGUUGUGAAGGAGGCCAUUGAAGAGGCAGGGUAUGAUUAUGAAGAGACAGCCGAUUUCUUCUAUGUCUUUUCGUAUCUGGAAUAUGAUGACGUAGCAGAACUGGUGAAAUUUACAGAAGAUUAUCGCCGCCGACGCCGCGAUAGGGUAUUGGAAAUACAGAAUGAGAGAUCAAAGGCUCAUCACUUGCCUCCUCCGUUCCCCCAGUCCAGGAUGCUUUUGGAAAAAGAAUCACCUGGACUGGCCUGUGAUGAUAGGCGAGUAGAAGAGACAGAGAUCUUCAUUGAUGAGAGCCGAAGGUCACGCCGCCGCUCUCCGAUACUCAGAGAGCGUGUCAUUUAA